Siniperca chuatsi (mandarin fish) is the source of this 2016-nucleotide messenger RNA. It is a transcript of the gene cldn23.1, whose product is annotated as claudin 23.1. Gene Ontology annotation, molecular function: structural molecule activity. Bases 163 to 996 code for a protein of 277 amino acids. Gene Ontology annotation, biological process: cell adhesion; bicellular tight junction assembly. Gene Ontology annotation, cellular component: bicellular tight junction; plasma membrane. Lineage: Eukaryota; Metazoa; Chordata; Actinopteri; Centrarchiformes; Sinipercidae. The transcript has a single exon. The record is from RefSeq and is a predicted model, not a curated record.
ACUGAGGCAGACAGGUAAGGCUAGAGCUCCGCCCACUGCCAGGUUUCAGUCGGACUUGUUUUGACCAGCUGUUGCUGUCAAAACUUAGUCGCUCCUGUCUAAAUUACUACACAGACUUCUGGAGUAAGAACAUACACAUCAUCAGCAACAGCAGCAGCAAUCAUGCCGAGGCGAUCAACGGAGGAGUGGAUCCGGUUAUCCAUGCGCACCCCGGGCAUCCUGAUCUUCGGGAUGGUUUUCGCUCCUUGCGGCUGGAUCCUGAACCUGACCGCCACCGUGGCCCCAAACUGGAGGACACUGAACAACAUCCCCGGCACCCCACCCGAUCAGUUCGUCCAGCAAGGCAUCUGGGACAGCUGCAGAGCCACCUCAACCAACACUAGAUUGGAGUGCAACCUGCAGGACGCCCAAUAUUUCAGCAGCCAGAUCAUCCCGGUCGCCCAGGGUUUGAUGGUGGCCUCCCUCAUCGUGACUCUAAUCGGGCUGGCCGUGGCCAUCCCGGGGGUCCGCUGCUGGAAAGACCGCCCUAAUUGGAUAGUGGCCGGCUUGGGUGGCCUGUUGAUCUUCCUCUCAGGCGUCAUGACCAUCAUACCCAUCGCCUGGUACACCCACCUACUCAAAGAAGUCGCAUCGAAGUUCUCGCUCAUAGAUGUGCGCGUCGGCUACUGCAUCAUCCUGGGCUACAUCGGCGGGAUAUUUGAGAUCUUGGGCGGCUUGGUCAUGUUCAUCGGGAUCUGCCGUUGCUGCGGAGGUAAGAACCGAGGGGAGACACGGGUUGAUGAGAUCACGGGCAACCGGUUCAACCACCAGAAGCAGCCACCGAGACGAGUUGAUGUGCCAAGCCUGAACCGGGCCAGGAGCAGCUUCGCCAGCAGCAGCGUCGCUUACUCCAAAGACUCCAUGGAUGAUGAUGUGUCUUUCCCCCGGGCCAAGAGCCCCCCAGGCCGGACAGUCAACACCUCCUACAGUAACAGACCCUAUGAUGUCGACUUAUAAGAGGCACAUGACCAACAUCUGGAGACACAACCCCCCCAGGAGAGGAAAACGACCUGAAGACGGACAUGAUUUGUAAAAGGGACUGAGAGUGGAAAAUAUUCUAGGAAUAAGCAAUGUUAAUUAGCCUAUUCUCAAUGACUUUAUAACAUUACAAAUCUAGUCCACUGUAAUAAAACUGUGCCUAUCUAUAAUAUUCUGGAGUAUUGUAGUAAUAACAGGAGAUACUAAUAGCUACCAUAAAGUAGGCCUACUUUAAAGUCACCAUACACUCAUUGUUGAGACCAUAAAGGAAUAUUUAUGUUGUACCAAGAGAUCAAAUAUCUUAAAUAUUAUGAAAUCACUGUAAACUCACUAUUAAAUGAAGCUUCCUACUUUAAACACCUCUUUGAAUAUUACUGUGUUUCAUCAUUAGGUCAGCAAUACUUGAAGGCAUACAUCUAUAAUGUUAAAUGACGUGUGAGUGACAGAGUGAUGGCUGCAGUAUAAUGUGGCUACAGAUGAGACUCAUUAUGGGCUUAGCUGGGUUAUGAUUAAUGCUAACAUUAUUAUUAUACAUUACAGGUGUACGCCUCAAGCAAUGCAGUUAUUGCCAUAAAGGUUAAGAUGAGAUGAACAUUAUACUGUGAGAAAAUGGAAGGAAGUUUGGAAAGUGAAGAAUACUGUAUUAUUGUAACAGAAAAAAACCUACACUGUUUAAUAAGCCUGAAGAAAAAUGAUAGUAGAAGUUUACUGAGGCUGUCUUUUACAUUCUGCAUAUGAUGCUGAACUCCAUUUGCAAAUGCUUCUUUAAGGAAGUUUUUGUAUUUUUUCUGUGAGCAUAAGAAAAUGUAUAAAUCAUUUUCUUAUUUUUCUCUCCAUUUUUAUGUAAAUACCAUAUUGAUAUGCACUUUACAACUAUGGCCAACCUUGUAGGACAACAGGCCACCUGUUGGAAAAAGCAUCCUGAGGUGAUCAGUAUUGUUCUAAACUGCUCUGUGAUUCAAGCGCUGUUUAUUAAAUGUGCACUGUGUUUCCUAAUAA